UGACACAGAAUCGUGUUUUUGUUAUUUCACACACUGCAUUGUCAAAGAAUGAUUUCAAAGCAUUGCAACCUGGUCAAUCGGUGCGAGACGAGGCGAUCAAUGCAUUUUUGCAGUUGCUGAUGAUACGCGAAAUGAACACUCGUCCAAUGAGAGGAGAUCAGAGGGAUCGUGGACAAGGAAACAUCUUCAUCAUCACAACAUUCUUCUUCACAAGGUUGAGGCUAUGUCACGAGCUUGGGAAGGCGAAUGAUGAAAUCACAGAGGGUUACAACGCCUUACGACGAUGGUUUCCUGCAGGGACGUGGUCAGAUCACGAGCGAAUAUUCAUCCCAGUGAACACGGGGCACCUAAACAAGGACAGCAAGGGGCAGAUUGAAGGCGUGCAUUGGAGUUUGAUGGUUGUAGAACCAUUUACCAAGAUGAUAAGGUUGUACGAUCCUAGACACGAUACACCUUCGACGUAUAUGCAAAUAGUCGCAGAUUUCUUGCGAUAUGAAUGGAAGCAACAGGGAUUUCAAGGAGGAGAGACCUGGCAGCAGGAAUACGUUCCUUCCAACAAGAUCCCCAAACAAACUGAUUCCGUGUCAUGUGGCAUAUUUCUGUGUGCGAUAGCUGACUGCCUGUCUGGUAACAUGGAAGUGAAUUCGUUUGGCCAAGGAGACAUCGACGAGAUCCGCAAGGCUAUAGAAACUUUAUUGAGAAACGUUUAUUUAUGCAAGAAGUGAACGUAGAGCAAUGAU
Guillardia theta CCMP2712 is the source of this 740-nucleotide messenger RNA. RefSeq lists its product as hypothetical. The transcript has 5 exons. Gene Ontology annotation, biological process: protein desumoylation. Gene Ontology annotation, molecular function: deSUMOylase activity. Lineage: Eukaryota; Cryptophyceae; Pyrenomonadales; Geminigeraceae. Gene Ontology annotation, cellular component: nucleus. The coding region runs from base 132 to 725 and encodes 197 amino acids. The record is from RefSeq and is a predicted model, not a curated record.